GGCGGCGAGUGCGAGCAGGAGCCCGAGCCCGAGCCCGGGCCUCGGAGCGGGGAGGUGGAGGGCCGGUGCAGGGCUGGAGCAGCGCUGGACGGGACGCAGACCGCGCCUGGACCCCCGCCGUGUGCGCGUCUCCCUGGCGAUCCCGCAUAAAUGUCGAAAGUAUUUCCUGUGAUGCAUAAGAACCCCUGACUGUGGAAGUGCCGCGCAAGCACCAUUGACUCUCAAGUGAGGCAAAUUAUGAAAGAGCCGUCUGGUUGAGUUUACAACUGGAAGACCACCACGCCCACCAGGAAACCCGGGAUGGAGCCGCACCAGAGCACCCCCCUCACUUUCCCUGAGAAACGGUGUCCAGAGAAGUCACCGUCUGGCUGCAGGAAACAUUAUACUGUCAGGAAAAAACUGAAGUUCAUCCGAAUCUUAGGCCUUUUCAUGGGCCUGGUAGCCAUCAGCGCGGUCCCAUUUGCAACUGGUGUCUUUUCUGAGACAGAGACACAGAGCCCAGGAGAGGCCAGUGGUGCAAAGGGCCCCGGGGUGGCACCCAGUUACCGGCAGAGAACUCUCUUAGAUUUAAAUGACAAGAUUCCGGAUUACACUUCACAGCCACCUCUUUCUGAGGAAGGCACAUCUGAGAAUAGCACAGAGGAGGAGCAAGGAAACUAUCCAAGAGACAUCUUUUCCCUCGAGGAGCGAAGAAAAGGCGCCAUCCUUCUCCACGUCAUUGGCAUGAUCUACAUGUUCAUCGCCUUAGCCAUUGUCUGCGAUGAGUUCUUUGUUCCUUCUUUGACUGUCAUCACUGAAAAGCUGGCCAUCUCUGAUGAUGUUGCCGGAGCCACCUUUAUGGCUGCUGGGGGCUCGGCCCCAGAACUUUUCACGUCCCUCAUCGGGGUGUUUAUUGCUCACAGCAAUGUCGGCAUAGGCACGAUCGUGGGCUCGGCGGUGUUCAAUAUCCUCUUUGUUAUUGGCAUGUGUGCUCUGUUCUCCAGAGAAAUCUUGAACCUGACAUGGUGGCCACUCUUUCGGGAUGUGUCCUUCUACAUCAUUGACUUGAUCAUGCUGAUCCUGUUUUUCCUGGACAACAUCAUCAUGUGGUGGGAAAGCUUGCUUCUCUUAACAGCUUACUUUGUCUAUGUGAUCUUCAUGAAAUUCAACGUCCAGGUAGAAAGAUGGGUGAAGCAAAUGAUAAGCUGCAAUAAAGUCGUCAAGGUGGCAGCACCAGAGGCCCAAGCAAAGUCAUCUACAGUCAGGGACAAGGAUGAACCGACUCUGCCGGCCAAGCCACGUCUCCAGCGAGGUGGAAGCUCUGCCUCCCUCCACAACAGUCUCAUGAGGAAUAGCAUCUUCCAGCUCAUGAUACACACCCUCGACCCACUCGCUGAAGAAAAAAUCGAGCUCCCAAACAGCACCAGCACGGAAGUUGAAAUGACGCCAUCCAGUGAUGCUUCAGAGCCCGUGCAGAACGGCAACCUCUCCCACGGCAUUGAAGCUGCGGAGGCCCAGCAGACCGCAGAAACGGGUGACGACGAGGAUGACCAGCCUCUCAGCCUGGCCUGGCCCCCCAACCCCCGCAAGCAAGUCACGUUCCUCAUUGUCCUCCCCAUCGUGUUUCCUCUCUGGCUUACCUUGCCUGAUGUCCGCAAACCUUCAGCAAGGAAGUUUUUCCCCAUCACGUUCUUCGGCGCCAUCACCUGGAUCGCAAUAUUCUCUUACUUAAUGGUCUGGUGGGCACACCAGGUGGGAGAGACAAUUGGCAUUAGUGAGGAGAUUAUGGGUCUGACCAUCUUGGCUGCUGGGACCUCCAUCCCUGAUCUUAUCACCAGUGUCAUAGUGGCCCGGAAGGGGCUUGGGGACAUGGCUGUAUCCAGCUCUGUCGGAAGCAACAUUUUUGACAUCACCGUAGGGCUCCCGCUGCCCUGGCUCCUGUACACCAUGAUUCACAGGUUCCGGCCGGUGGCCGUGAGCAGCAAUGGCCUCUUCUGUGCCAUCGUCCUGCUCUUCAUCAUGCUGCUCUUCGUCAUCCUCUCCAUCGCCCUCUGCAAGUGGCGGAUGAACAAAGUGCUGGGCUUCAUCAUGUUCGGCCUCUACUUCGUGUUCCUCGUGCUCAGCGUCCUCCUCGAAAACCGGAUUCUCAUGUGCCCGAUCUCCAUCUAGAGGGAAAGCCAUAUCUUGAACCAGCAGCCCGGGUGGGCCCCCCACCCCGCUCUGGGUUCUAGACUCCCUGAUGUCUGGAGAAGAGGCAGCGGGCACCCAGCCCGGGCAUGUGGCGGGUCCCUCCAUGUGGACGUGAGGAGGGGUGGACCCACAAGGACCUGCCGCUUCACAGGCUGCUGCCACCCUGGCCUGCUGCAAUGGCUUCAUGCGAGAGGCAGAGGGAACUGUCCAUCCGAGGCUUCUCUGCACUCACCACUGACAGGUACUCCUCGCUGGUCGGAGGUACAUUCUCGGCAAUGAUGCAAACAAGGACAGAGCUGCGUGUAUACCUAUACGAUAUACAGAGUAUAAAUAGAUGCACAUGAGCACACCGCCUGUUCCUGUACUAUACCUCCCCUUCCACACCUAUAGAGUAAUACACACCUAUACACAAACAAAGAAAUACCAUAUAUAUAAAAUUAUAUAUAUAUAUAAAUACACAUGCAUCUUUUCAGGGAUAGCUCUAAUAUAUUUAUAGUAUCUAUCUGAAGAGGGGCAUCAACCUUCUGUGUGAGCUUUACCUCUUAAGGGCAAGAGGUACACCAAUGGAAUCAUUGCUGUGACCUUCUGCCUACCUUGGACUUCCUGGAAUCCUGCCGGGUAAGGGGGAUGCUUCAGGGACAUAGGUUUCAGGAGAGAGGGCUGGGUGGAGAGGGUCUGUCGUGGUCCUGGGUUGAGCCCUCCAAACAUUUCCACAAGCCAAACAAAGAAGACUCUCUGCCUACCCCACAGGGUUACCUGGGACAGAAGGAGGUCAAACCCAGGUUUGGUGGACACUGGUUUGGGGGCAGAGGGACGGUAACCAGGGUUGUUGUUUUUGGUUUGUUUUAAAUAUAUAUACUGCCCCAGCAUGUAAGUAGAAACUAUGAUUGCAAACCAAAUUAGCACUCUUCUAGGACAGCGAGACUAUAUAAAAUGAACCUCUGCUGUUCCCAUGCAUGUCCCAUUGCCAUCAAAGGAAGGGAGGCAAGUAUAGACGCAGUUGUCAUGUAGACACAUUUUGAUGCUAAGGGCUCUCAUAUAAUCCAAAUGCUGCCCACGGAGCCUGGAUAUAUAAUAAGAAAUUCCAUCCAGUAGAGGCGCUUAGUGAGACUUGCCACCGAAUGGGAAUGGAAAGCAUAGCUCUUUAAAGCAUCUUCCAGUGUGAUCAUAAAGGGCUUCGGUGUCUGAAGAAAUCAUUACUCCUUAAAUAGAGCUCAGUUGACUCUGACCAAUACUGCUUGGGUUGAGGCAGCGUAGAGAUGUUUGGGGAGGAAUUUGCACACGAGGAAUGUUUCUGAGUCCUCGGUGGAGGGGUGCCAAGACCAGGAUUUAGUUAAAGUUCAUGCACCAUCCAUGUUUCUCCUGCCAUCAGGACCCCACCUGGGACUCUCUCUAGCUUACAGAGUACACAGGCUAUCCUCGACAGCUUCUUCACACUGGCCCCCAGCCAGCCCCGCCAAGGUGUUGAUUUCCUGAUGUUGCUCAGCAUUCAUGGGGUAGUUUCAUUCCAUUCAUGCAGCGCCCCCAGGUUCUGUUUGACACCGUGUAUGAUUUCUCAGAUCUAUGUGAAUAGAAAAUAAAACCAGCAGGAAAAAAAACGGCCUACUACACUGA
Messenger RNA from Myotis lucifugus (little brown bat), 3783 nucleotides. It is a transcript of the gene SLC24A2, whose product is annotated as solute carrier family 24 member 2. Lineage: Eukaryota; Metazoa; Chordata; Mammalia; Chiroptera; Vespertilionidae. Gene Ontology annotation, cellular component: membrane. Gene Ontology annotation, biological process: long-term synaptic depression; calcium ion transmembrane transport; intracellular calcium ion homeostasis. Gene Ontology annotation, molecular function: calcium, potassium:sodium antiporter activity; calcium channel activity. The record is from RefSeq and is a predicted model, not a curated record.